This is a messenger RNA of Vollenhovia emeryi, 1732 nucleotides long. RefSeq names its product adenylate kinase 8. Lineage: Eukaryota; Metazoa; Arthropoda; Insecta; Hymenoptera; Formicidae. The record is from RefSeq and is a predicted model, not a curated record. Gene Ontology annotation, cellular component: cytoplasm. Gene Ontology annotation, molecular function: AMP kinase activity; nucleoside diphosphate kinase activity; ATP binding. Gene Ontology annotation, biological process: nucleoside triphosphate biosynthetic process. Bases 230 to 1612 code for a protein of 460 amino acids. The transcript is spliced from 10 exons.
AUAAAACUGUCGCAUUUUCAUUAUCUUUCUCUGAAAAUCAUAAUUCCUCUCUGGAUUAAUAACAUUCUGUGUGACACGAUAAAAGAAGUGAAUAGUCUUCGAAAACAGAUAUGAAAGUCGCGUAUUGGUUGAGUUUCAUUAAAUACAUAUCUAGGUCAAACAUGUGCCGUUCGCUUGUUAGUACGUUAAUUAAUGUCAUGUUAUUAAUUAACCAUAACAACUGUGAAAUAUGUGCAACUUUGAAGGAGGGACAAGACAAUUAUUAACCAUUCCGCCGAAUUUCGUGCCCUACAUGGAGAAACACAGACUAUAUGAAUUCUUUUAUGAAUUAGUGACGCAGUUACUGAUCCAACAGCCAGAAGAUCCAAUAGUAUUUAUAAAACAAUGCGUCCAACAUAUUGUACGAAAGCGAGAUAUUCCCAGAGUUAUUCUUAUAGCUCCCCCGAGCUUCGAUAAAGUGACUCUCGCAAAAAUUCUACAGAAGGAAACUGGUAUUUGUCCUGUCACUCUAGAAGAUCUUUUUGCUUUAUCUUCUACCGAAUUUUCCCGUUUAUCGAAAUACAUAAUUCGUUGUACAGAUGUACCGAGGAAUAAAAAGGAAGCGCGUGCAAUACAACGUGUCGGUGUAAUACCAACACAUGUGAUACAAAUUAUACCACCAUGUGCAGAAGACGAGGCUCAAGACGAAAAAGAUACAAGACAGUGCGAUUAUAGAAGAACUCUUCGAGGUUUACGUGAAGCUUAUACUAAUCUUUUAAUAGAGGUUGAGGUUGGUACUAAAACAAUUCAUAAGCUGGGUAAAGAUUGCGCGGCAUUAUUGAAAAUCAGGAAACAUUAUGGGGCUCCAUCGCUUUUUCGCAUCGUUCUUAUAGGUCCUCCAGGAUCAAGUCGUCAUUCUUUGGCAAAACAUAUAUCUGAGAAAUUUAAUCUCGUUUAUGUUGACUUUAAUAAUAUUUUGGAACAAGCCUGUUUGCGAGAGACGGUUUUAGAUGAGAUGUUGCGUUUAUGCGAGCACAGAUGCAGACAGAAAGUGAAGUUAGAAGCGCGAAUACAAAUCAUCGAGCAAUAUGUACUCAGAGAUGACUGCCUCAAGAGAGGAUGGAUUCUAACGGGUUACCCUAAAACUGUGGACGAGUUCAAGCUCCUGGAUAUGAUACCCACGCCACCUAAUAGAGUAAUUGUUCUAAAAAUGGACGUACAAAUGUGUGGGGAAAGACUCUUGAAUCAUCGAUGCGACAUUAUUACUGGAAGCGAACAUGAUCUCGCAACGUGCGAGUCUUCGAUGACGGAUUCAGAUUCUAAAUUAGAUGUUUAUUCUAAUGAUCACGGAAACAUUAUCGAACAAGAGCUUCGAGAGUACGAAGAGAAUAUAGAUGCCAUAAUGCAAUACACGGGGGAAACGGCGUCCGUAAUAGACGCGAUGGGUGAAAGAAAGUGCGUGAGGGAAAGGCUGGAGACAUGUCUGAUGCAACCAGCACCGUCCGCGAAACCCAGAAUUUCUCAAACACCUGCGAUCGAUCCGAUGAACAUAGAGUUCGAUCCCGAUGACGAACCCGACCCGAGUAUUUUCGACGACAUACGCGCACCAGAGCCAAAAUAUUCAUUUAUUUAACAACCCUCCGAAACAACCUUGCGUAAAAAGAAGAACAAACAACAAAGAACAUUUCAGUCGGUAACGUGCAAAACAGUUCUUCUUCUUAACCAUUAUGUAUAAUUUGUAUUAAUAUCUGUU